This is a messenger RNA of Cryptomeria japonica (Japanese cedar), 753 nucleotides long. RefSeq lists its product as uncharacterized. Bases 1 to 753 code for a protein of 250 amino acids. The transcript has a single exon. NCBI's taxonomy places the organism in Eukaryota, Viridiplantae, Streptophyta, Pinopsida, Cupressales, Cupressaceae. The record is from RefSeq and is a predicted model, not a curated record.
AUGCAUUCUUACUCCCCUGCUGAUGUGGUUUUACCUUUACCUGAAUUUGAUUCUGCUUGUCAAUGGCUUGAAAGUCACACCCUUGUUGGGAGAAUGCCCCCUGAAAGUGUGCUCAAAGAUUGGGUCAACAAAGCCUGGGUCCCUCAUGGGGUCCGCCUUGAGAUGGUCCAAAACCUGACCAAGGGUUUUUUCCUGUUCUGCUUUUCAGAAGUUAGCCAUGUGCAAGCUAUUUUGGGUCACAGUCCCUGGUAUGUCUGGUGUUCUUUGUUGGUUUUCCAAGCAUGGACCUGUGACUUCGCUAUCUCAGAUGAGACCAAGCUCCGGGUCCCAGUUUGGAUUGAAUUCCCUGGUCUCCCUUUGCCUUGUGUGCCAUUUUUGAACCAUAUUGCUUCCUCCUUGGGGAGAGUUGUUUGUGUGGAGCCGGAUAGGUUCUUCCAAUCCCGUCCCCAAAAAGUCACUUAUUUCAACUUACCCAACAUGUGCUAUCACUGUCAGUCCGCAGACCACAAGAUCAAGGACUGCCCUUUGGCAGUGCCUCGUACACCCUCUCCACUAGGGGAAAAUGCUCAUGCUCGUCAAGUGGAUUCUUCUGCUCCUAAACAGGACUCUGCUUGGACUAUGGUCACAGGUCACAGGAAUAAAUCUUCUGGCUUGGCACCGACUUCCAAUGCCACCGAAUCGACGAAGAAUGUUUCAAACCCUUCUCAGAAUGGGACGGUGGCUCCGAUCAAGGUCAACAGUGUGCCUCUUUAG